Aspergillus steynii IBT 23096 is the source of this 1725-nucleotide messenger RNA. RefSeq lists its product as uncharacterized. The record is from RefSeq and is a predicted model, not a curated record. The transcript is spliced from 2 exons. The coding region runs from base 1 to 1725 and encodes 574 amino acids. Lineage: Eukaryota; Fungi; Ascomycota; Eurotiomycetes; Eurotiales; Aspergillaceae.
AUGAAUUGGACAGGAGGCCGUCUUUAUAGACAUUCCAACACUAGCCACAAUGCAGGUUCUAAGAAACGAAAUAAAGAUCCUCAAAGAUUCCGAUCCACCAUAACCAAAGACUCGAAUUGGAUCCCUUUCUCCCAGUUUCCUAGUUCCAUAGCUACAGGGACACCGAAAGAAGAGCAAGCGAAAAAGAUAGGUGACAGUGACACACUUAGUGCUAGGCCUUCCCAUCUGCAACCCGCUCGAUACGCAGAUACAUCUGUCGAACCUUCUCAACAAUCGCAGUUCGUCGGCCGUGUGGACCGUGUCAAACACCAGCUGCUAAAUACGAAAGAUUGGGCCGCAGUCGCAGUUGCAAAGCCACUCGAAGUAGCAUUCACACAAAUCGAGGAGAUCGAAAGAUUUGGGAAGCGACGAAAGCUUACAGACGCCGAUCGGAUAAGACUGGCUGGUGCUGAGAACAAUGUUCCUUUGAUAGACCGGCCGUUCUGCAAAGGUGGUGGCAGGAAUACGCCGUCUGAAAUGAGAACGAUCAAAAACCUCAACAUCACAAUUAAUGGACGCAGUGUGCCGGUGGAAAACUUGCCAGCACAAGCCAGCAGUCUCCCAACAAAUGCUUCUACACAGUCAAUGCUUUUAGUCAGUGAAGGGUCAGCAUAUUCCAGAAAUCCCGAAACAGCAAAACCAUCUAGUCCCCGAAAUGUCGGAGAAUACUUUGAUCAAGACUCUGUCAAUCUCAUUCACCCAAAAAAGUCUCCCUCGUGUCCUAUGUCUCCCAAAAUGCCUGCGGGCACAGGGCCUCAAUCUCAGAACGCUAGCCUAGACGUAAAGAAAACAUCUCUCGAUGAAGGGGACCCAGCCAUGAAUCAAAUACCACUACAGACCACCCAAAAGGACAACUCCACUCAUGAUAUUCAAAUAGCAUUCAACAGAAGACGCUUCACGAUCGAUGACCAGAUCGAUCAAAUGAUUGUUGAGAACGAGAGGAGGCUAAAUGCUACCAAGAGAGUGGCCGGGUUGACCCAUGGACCAAGUCAGGGAUCGCAAAAGAAGCUCUAUCAUGAAUCUGUACUCUCGCCAAGAACACUGGAGACAUUGGAGUGCUACUCCCACAGGCCUGAGUAUUAUCUAGAACAGAAUCGAUCACCCUCCGGUGAACCAGCACAUUAUAUACGAGAUUUGCCCAAACCAGCUCAUCGAAAGAAAACACUCAAGUCAUAUGAGACUACUAUCACCUUCUCAUCUGAUAUAUCAAAUGUUUACAAAUCACCGACGAAAAUAUUCGGACAGCCCGUUGUGCUUGAUGAUAACGGCAAUAUCGGUCCAAAACGAUCUAUGUGGAAUCUAGACUCUAAAGCUUGUACUCCGAACAGAUCAGCCAGAAAUGCUAAUGCAGCAGAGGGAGGUUUUGCUCUACUCAAAUAUCCCAACAUAACUACUCCUAUCAACUUAUCACAAGAUCCGGAGGUCCAACCCCAAAUUUUCGCCCGAACACAAAGUCCAAGCCACGGAAAGGACGAAGCCUUAGCCGGUAAUCCCAUGGCCAUGAUUCCUUUCCCAGCGGCUCUAUUAGAAGGAUAUGUCCGAAACGAACAACGUACUUCUAGGCAGGGCGAUAAAGAAGCCGAUUUUCUUGUACCAUCAGUAUGCUAUCGGGACAAUCUGCCUACUAUAAACAGAUUGCAAGCUAACACUACAUCGUCGCCUGAUCCGCUCUCGUUUCAAUUCUAA